AUUGGAGGGUAUUUUGCUCCUCGUACAUCCGUAGGCAGGAGAUAUGCACAUCGGUAGCUGGGGUAAAUAGGCUUAGGUACUUCAGGGUAACUUGGGGACCUAGACCUGGUUCAAAAAAUAAGGACCUUCUUGGGCAAGGCGCCUAGGUGGGGGAGUCAGGAAGCUGUUAAAGUGGGCUUGUUGCUUGUGAGGCGGGAGCGCGACCACAAACGCAGAAGACGUGACGCUGCGGCUGCGCGCGGUCUAAAUUGUUCCUCUCUUCGUCAUUGCUAUCUCACGCCGCACUACGCUACAAAGACUGCCACACCGCUCGGAGACUUUGACAACAAUCAAGUGUGCCUUGACCUGUCAAUCAAUAUCUGGGCUCGUCGACAUUGUGCACCAUUCAGUGUCCUGAGGCCUCUGACCGCAAACACCGUCAGCUUCGUCGCCUCACCACAGCUGCCAGCGACAUUGCUGCCUAAGCAACCAGCUGUGUUGGUCUGCACUGCAAAUAAUUGCCAUACGGGAGCCUCCGACCACUUGGGAGCUCCCAAGAGAUUCCGCCUUGCUUACACCAUUCGACAUCAUGUCACUGGUUCCCAGCUAUUGACCAAACCUGCUCCCAUUCUUGCUCAUCACCGAACCGCGCGACGAUUGCUCGAAAAAGCCGGUCCAGACGAAGGACGACAUCACGACACCCAAGCGUCCCCAGACAAAUCUUGAAUUCGCAUAGAGAACCAUUUGGGCCCUUUUCGCACGACUCGAGUCCUUGUGGCCGCCAUGGCAGCCCUUCCCUCUAAUGGGGCCAUGGCCACGGCCAGUGGUGAAGAGUCCGAAGUGCUGCCCAAGAUCCACGACGCUCUUAACCUAAUAUACAGCCCUCACUCUAGCAACCAGUCCCGCCGAGAAGCUCAGGAGUUUCUCGAGGGCAUUAAGAGUCUUGACCAGUCUCCAUCGGUUGGUUUUAAUUUGGCUCAGGUCAAAGGCAAGGAGCCCAUCAUCCGCCACUACGGCCUCUCGCUUCUCGAACAUGCCAUAAAACACAAGUGGGGGGACUACUCGGGAGAGCAGCUUGAAUAUCUGCGAAGCUGGGUGCUUCAGUUGGCCGAAAACGUUAGCCGGGACGACCCGCUCUAUAUUCGCAACAAGGUUGCACAGCUUUGGGUCGAAAUCGCGAAGCGGUGCUGGGGACCAGAGUGGACCGAGAUGGAUAAUCUGCUCAUGGCGAUGUGGAACAUACCCGGCCCGACGGCCCACAAGGAGCUCGUGCUCUUUAUACUCGAAUCGCUGUCGGAUGAGAUAUUUGGUGUUUCGGGCGACGACCCGACCGUCGCUAUGCGUGAGGCGACUUUGUCCAAAAUUUGCGUCGAUAUUUUCACGCCUCUAUCAGUGCUCUCUGAGCAGUUUCCGUCACGCUCCAGCUUCAGCAAUAUCAGGGCCGGCGAGGAUGGCUGGAUUAUACGGGUUUCACGCUUGCUUGGGGACUGCUUGGCCGGAGACGUACAGAACAACGAUGAUAUCCGGACCUGCGCCAUAAAGUCGCUUUCUGUGCUGCACUCAGUUAUACCAUGGGCCAUACCACAGGCCUUGGCUAACUCUGGCUGUGUUGGACUUAUGUGUAAUGGUCUUGCUGCAUCUCACGUUGCGCUUCAGAAGGCUGCUCUCGAAGCAUUGCACGCUCUAUACGGCAGGAACAACUUUGUCGACGAUGACUUUGUGAAUCUGGUCGUGCCCAUGUACGAUCCAAAGUUUGUGGAGCUGGGCAGAAGGUUGUUUGAAUGGUCCUCUGCCAUUGAUCCGGAAGAUAUUGAUGACGACAAAUACCAAUUUGCCAAAAAGUUCUCAGAAAUGGUCUCUUCUCUAGGAAACUACCUGGAUAGAAGAAUGGAAUGUCUCCCGUCAGAUAUCGAGCUUCAAGGGUUCUUCGAUUUUUUGCUGUUGAUCCUUCAGAGUCAGAGCCUGGUUGUUUCAAUACCGGUUCUGGUAACAUGGACACGACUAUUGCACAAUCCUGAUUUCGGCGCUUCGAUAGGCGAGACAGCUCUUGUGGGCCAUCUACUUGAGGUUUGCAGCUCCCGACUUGUGCAAUAUGAGCACCUGCCGGAGGAUACGAGAGACGCCACAUAUACGUUUCUUAUGGAAGACACCGACACAAUCCCCGAAAGGCAUGCGUUUCUGGGCAACUACCGUCGGUACUGUUCGCAAGUUAUUGAGAGUAUCGUGCAACUGAAGCUCGUGGAUGCUCUUCAGCACAUCCUUGGACAAGCUGAUGAAGUCCUUGACCGUCUGUAUAACGGCAAGGCGCCUCUAAAUCCCUCGAGCUACAACAAGAACUCAAUGGAAGCCCUGACCGUUGAUGCUCGUUUUACUGUCAUCGAGUCGGCUCUGAAAGGCUACGUCAAGUGGCGACAGAGCAUGGACUUUAGCAUACCAGAAAAUUUACAACGGAAGACAUCUUUAGAGGAGAGCUUCGAAGGAUGGUGCAAUCGUCUGCUUAAAAGAGAAUUCGAGGAUCCAAUGAUUCGAAAACGGAUACUACAGCUCCUGGUUGCCUUCUCUACCACUGCUCUUGACAGAAACUCGGAAUUUAUGCUCAAGGUACUGGAGCAUAUUCUUGUCACAUGGCCAAACCCUCAACCUGAGUACCGUCUUUUCAACGAGUCGGUUAAGGAUCUUCAAUCAGAAAGUAUGGUGGAGCUCCAGCGUCUGGCGUCCAAGAUGCCCGACAAGCUUCUUGAGGUCUACAGUCAUAUCGAGGCCAAAGUCAAGGAGAUGAUAUCUUCGGGCACUCUAGACGAAAAAAGGCAGCUCGCAUAUCAGUCUUUUCUUUUCAUUAUCAUUCAUCGCGCGUCCAAGAUUGAUCAAGAAUCGAGGAUCAUGCGUCUUCAGCCAUUUAUCAACCCGGUGCUGUCUCAGUGGAGUAACCCAGCACUGGGUCAGGCUCUGUCGUCUUACAGCAACUUUUGCGAGUCAAUGGCUCUAGACAAGGCUCAGAGAUAUUUGGCAAGCAAAGAGGUUCACAAGAUAGCAGACUGGGGUGCUGUGCCGCUGGACGCAGAGGGGUUGGCGCUUCAGGCUGAGCUGGAAGAGCGGCAAACGAUGCUACCACUUCGACCGACUAAGACUUUCCUAACUUACUCGGUCGAAAAGCUCGACAAGGGGUCCGCACCUUAUGAAGCGUCCUGCAAGCUUUGGCAAGACGGCUUUCCGAUUAUCCUUCCUCAUCUGUUGCAAAUGCUGAGACAUGCCCACGCUUGCCAUAACCACAACAACUGGGCAAACCUACCACAGGAGAUGAAAUCCAUUGUGGGCCGUGUGCUGGCAGACAGAUUCUGGCAAGCAGGUAUCUCGGAAGGAAGCAAAGAUGAAUUUUAUGCCAGGGUUGUUGACAAAAAGGGGACACUCGAAGGACUCGCGUCAACUGUCCGUGGCGCCGUCAGGGUGGUGCGCGACACCUGCUACGCAAUUCUCUUCUGCAUGAGCCGCCUAGACCUUCAGUUCUACGGUUUUGAUGAGCUACCAGGUCCACUUUCGCUAGCGCUCUUUGCAGACUCCGUCUGUUUGUCGUCACAUCAGAUCAUCAACCUGCUGAAUCUGGUCAGGUAUCUUGUCGACCACUGUCCUGUACAGCUGCGGGAGCACUUUUUACCACCACUGCUUGCAGCAUGCUUCCAGCAGAUUGACAACAAGAUCAACACAGAGUGGGAGAAACUGGGCUUCCAAUCCGAGGUACAGGCAGCUGGGGAGGCCCUGACCGAGGAGAUGAAGAACGAGAGCAUUCUGAGGCAGUUGACAUACACUGCAGUUGUCAUGGUGGCUGAUUUCCUGGACCCUCACAGAACAAACUCUGAUGCUUACGGGGCUCCCCUGGCAAAUCCAAACCAGUAUCCAGCACUGCGGAAAUUCUGCUUGAUGCAUUCGGUUAUAGUUGAGCCUCUACUGUUGUUUUGCGCGCACGGCAUCCGUAUGCGUGACACAAGAUGCUGCGGAGUUGUGCUGCGCGUCUUCCGAUAUAUCAUACCUGAGUUUUCAGUAUCUCCAGAUCGCGGGACACAGGAGAGCAACAACGACGGAAAGACCCCGGCAGCGCCGACCAGGGGCCUUGUUCCUGACGACUUCCCAAUCCCGCAGGAAACGGCACGCGCGAUUCGUGAGUUUAUCUCAUCGGAAGUCCUCAUAGCAUGCAUAACUUCCAUGCACGAGCCCUACUUUGUGGACCUCCAGCGCGAACUGGCAAUGUUGAUUGCAACAAUCCUGGCGCAUUACUGCCCCCUCACAUCAACGCCUCGAGGGAUUCUGCUCUCCUUGCCAGGGCUUAAAGAAUCAGAUGUCGAUCACGCUAUCCGGUACAUAACUCGAUCCGGGUCAAACGUGAGGCAGCAGCGCGGAAUGGUACUCGACCUGUUCAAGGAUCUCAAGGGUGUCAGUGUGUCGGAGCAAGGCAAACUCCAGAGGGCCGACCGUGGAAACGACAGUAAGAAGUCUGGACGGAGCAAGAUGGCUCAAGAGUUCAUGACGGCUCCUGCGCAGGGCCCUAUGGAGGGGCGGACGAAGACACCGGACUUGGAAGGCGUUGCCAACCUGUUUGACGGACAAUAGGGCUAGGCGAAGAAGUGCGGGGAGUACUAGUUCAAGAGCUAGAGUUUGAUCAGUGGCGGUGGCGAUUGUGGUGGCGCGAUGAACCGAUACCCCUUCAAGUAUUUUUGGAUUCUUCAUUUGUCUUAGUUCACUUCUACGACCAUAUUCCACACCAGGUUUAACGGAUCACAGGGUGGCCAGCGGGUGUUUCGGACUGUAGCGGAGAUUACUUUUGUGUUGUUUCGUUGGUGGUUCCAUGUUAUACAUACAUAUGUGCUCAAAGUGAUUUGAGUCUCAUUGCACCAGCAAACAAACGUUGCACGUAGACCCGUGGUUCACUUGCCUUAACACAAAAGCACCGGAGAUUUAUGUCCGCUCUAUAUGGGAUGAGGUGGUUGCUAUGAAUACACAUUGAAGCUUAAGAUGCAGAUGAGAUGUAGACUUUAAAAACGACACAAUGCAGGAAAUGCGAAGAAGG
Messenger RNA from Pyricularia oryzae 70-15, 5038 nucleotides. RefSeq lists its product as uncharacterized. The record is from RefSeq and is a predicted model, not a curated record. Lineage: Eukaryota; Fungi; Ascomycota; Sordariomycetes; Magnaporthales; Pyriculariaceae. The transcript has 9 exons. The coding region runs from base 763 to 4581 and encodes 1272 amino acids. Gene Ontology annotation, molecular function: small GTPase binding; RNA binding; nuclear export signal receptor activity. Gene Ontology annotation, cellular component: nucleus; RNA nuclear export complex; cytoplasm. Gene Ontology annotation, biological process: RNA export from nucleus; protein export from nucleus.